GCACCUUUUCCGUAUACAGCCACAUUGUCAAAAUUAUUCCAUCUAGUUCAGCAUCUUGUCAUCGUCGGAUAUUACUGUACGCACCGACAUGAAGUACAGGCUGAUCUCCCCGUCGCAAACGGAACAUACAUGUUCCGUGUAAAUGUGAUCCCGAAGGCUAUACUUUGCAAUCUUAAGAAGAGUAGCUAAGUUGCUUCCGAAGCAGUGUUUAUAGAGGAGGAGAUUCUUUGCAUAUAUUUUUUGUUACAUGGCAAAGGUAUGGCAAUGCCUUUAAGGCAGUGUAUUAGACCAGGUUCUGAUAGCUUGUUUCAGGUAGACAAGAAUAGAGUGCUUGGUAUUUAAAGUGGCUUAUUAUCUCACGAUUACUGUAUUUUCCAUCAUUUUCAACUUCUCAUUCUUAUCACCAAAUCACAAUGAAGAUGCAAUUGAACGUUAUUGCUAUUGUAGCAGUUGCUAUUUUUAACUGUUCGGCUGUUUUGGCUAUUCCAAUUGCAAAAUUGAAUGAAAUUGAACAUCCAAUCGAACGUCGUGCUGCAAUUUUGCAGAACAUGGUAAGUUUUUCUUGUGCAAAUGUAUAGUUGAAAAUAUUUUUCUGACUAGCUCCUUCAUUUCAGAUGCAAGACUCAGAUGUUACCCUAGUCAAAAGAAACUUUUGCAUCCGAUUUUGCCCAAGUAAUGGUUGCGGUGAUGGUUGCAAGUGCGUUCUUAAGAUGUGUUAUCCAGACAAAAAACGUAAAUAAACCUGAUUGACAACACAAUCAGUUUUUUGGACAUCUUCAUUUAUCU
Messenger RNA from Meira miltonrushii, 786 nucleotides. RefSeq lists its product as uncharacterized. Lineage: Eukaryota; Fungi; Basidiomycota; Exobasidiomycetes; Exobasidiales; Brachybasidiaceae. Bases 414 to 578 code for a protein of 54 amino acids. The record is from RefSeq and is a predicted model, not a curated record. The transcript has a single exon.